AAAUAUUGUAUGUGGGCCGCUGUAAAUGGUAAACAAAAGUUUUAAAUGCCGUCUUGGCUUUGUUUGUAAUUUGUAAUUUAUUAAUCGAACGAGGUGGAUAAACCUUUUGUCAGGACAAGGAGAAAUGUUAUGGAAAGUUUUACAUUAGAAAAAUUACAUUAGAAAAUUAAUAUGAAGAAACUUUGAAAAUUUCUAUUAUUUUUUAAAUGGCGACAUGGAGUUAUCUUUGGAUAUAAAGAUAGACAAUGAAGAUUUCGAUCUUCCAAGAACUCAGCAUUCUAAUAAUAAGGUAAUAGAUGAUGACGUUCAAAAAAUAGAAAGCGUGAGGCAAGGAGGAAUUACUACAGCGAAAGCAACGGAAAAUGAAGUACAAAAUUGCGCUAACUCAACUACGGAUUAUGGCCCAGAAAAUAUAAACAUCAACGGCCCUAACUCAGAGCAACCAACAUUCGUUACCAGAAGAUUCAAUGGGUCAUAUAAAAGCGAGAAAAUACUCGAUUAUCAAACGAAGGAUGGCGUACAGAACAACGGGGAUUCACCGAAAACCUUACAGGCAGCACCUAUUUCUUCAAUCUCCACACGGCAACACGAAUGCGAAUUUUGUGGGAGAAGAUACCGCUACAAAGGGCCCCUUGUCGAGCACAUACUGCGGGUACAUUGUAACGAAAAGCCCUUCUAUUGCGAUAUCUGCGGUAAAACGUUCGGUACCAAUUCCGGCGUUUCUGUCCAUCGAAAUAUACACUCUAAUGAGCGGCCAUACAAGUGCACCGUGUGUCCCAAAGGUUUCAACUCUAAAGGUGAGUUAAACGAACACAUGUGCGUUCAUACGGGUAAUUGGCCUUAUACGUGUACCGUGUGCGGCAAGAAUUUUCCCAAGAAAACUAAAAUAAAUGCACACAUGGCCACUCAUACUGGUGCCUACCGGUUCAAGUGUGAUGUAUGUGGCAAAGGAUUUAAUAACCGUCCUCGUUUGUUAGGACACAAACAUAAGCAGACUAAUGACCCAUCUAACAGCGAGAAACAACUGGCAACUAACUCGCAGAACGAUGUCAACAAUCUGGAGACAGCAUCUUCUAUACGGCCAUAUGAGUGCCAGUUUUGUGGAAAACAAUUUGUAUAUAAGAAAAACCUUAACGAACACGCACGGAUACAUAGCGGCGAACGGCCCUUCAGUUGCGAUAUCUGCGGUAUGACAUUCGCCAGAUACGAUAGCCGAAUGAAUCAUCUGUCCAAACACAGCGGUGAUUAUCGCUACACGUGCGAUGUGUGUGGCAAAGGAUUCAAUACUGGGUCUUCUAUGACGCAGCACAGGCGAUAUCAUACCGGUGAGCGACCGUUCAAAUGUGAUAUCUGCGGGAAACGAUUUACCAGGAAAUACGAAUUAUCCAAACACCGGGACAGAGGCGACGCGUCGGUACGUUCAACCUGUUCACUGAACAGGUAGGAACAAUCAGACGACCCAAACCACUUUUGAGUAAACAUUACAGCAGUAGCACGCAAACUAUUUUUAAUGAAAGUAAUAAUUUCAAAACUAUGAAGUGCGAUAAUUUGAUCUGAGCGAUAAAUCAACCCAGCGUCUCCAGCGAGUAGAAUUCAACAAUUUUCUGCUUUCCUAUGACCGGUUCAACCAGAAACAUGCACGCAUCUCGUACUCUCACCGCAUGCUCUAGAGGGAGCAGCUGCAUGAGCGACGGCUGAAAUAGCAGCGCGAGUGUCAUGGGCGAGGCUCUUUCUAUUCUCUUUUGCACCGGUUCAAAUCAAAUAUUGAACCAGCGUACAUUGCUGCGAUGUAUAUUUGGGCGUUGGAACUGUGUGCAAAACGAGAAAGCUUUAAAAUUUUCGAACACCUUGCGCCGUACGUUCAUAGCUGUUGGUUGAACGCUUUUUUUGGGAAGCCUAACAAAAUGUUUCUGCCCCUGGGACAUACUAGUUACAAGCGCGUAUGUAUUUGGUUGGUUCAACCAUAAUAAAGAACCGUCUACUUUUGCGUCAAAGAAAUCGUUUGAUCUUUGCAUUUACAGACAGACAAACUCAAAUCAGGGGUUGUUCUAAUCAUGGACGCGUGGAUGUUAACUGUUUCCUACGAUAAUUUGCAAAGAAAAUAAGUUUUCUGGAUUUAAUGAACAUUCAAAUUUCUAUCAUAUUUGAAAGAAUUAAGGUAUUUUCUCAAACCGGUUGACAAAUGUUUCAAUCCAUCUUAAACAGAAGGACGAAUUAUUCUCGGUGUAGAGAAAAUAAGAUUUUACAUUGCAAGUUAAUUCAAAUCAUACAACGAUAUAUAAGUUUUAAUCUCUUUAUACAUGCUUGUAUUGCUUAUUUUUUAUUAAGAAAUCUUUUUCUAUUCUAAUUAAGUGGCAACCUUCUCGGAUAUGUUAUAUAUUUUUUGUUCAUUUUCUAUGGUAAAUUAAGCAUUCUACAAGAAGUUUGUCGGACAAUUCACUGGUGGGAUUUGACAACAAAUUUGUCCAGCGAAAUUUUCUGUCAACGAAUAUUUUUUAUUGGUCCUAUUCGUUAGAUGUUGCAUGAAAUCGACGACAAAAGAAUCAGCAGAAGAGAUACGUCUCAUAGAGGCGAUUGUGACUUUUAAGGGUCUCGGUGGUAUAUUGAACAGGUUGACGGUGGAACCACGCGUCGCCUCUGCACCGGGAGAAGCACGGCUCGGGAGAAUGAGGGACUAUGUGGUUCGAUCCAAUCCAGUCAAACAAACCGAAAUUCUCUCUGGUGUCUGUCAGGGUUGUGACUCAAAACAAUUGAUUCCGACUUGAAAUCAGUUGUUUCAUGUGAGCCCGAAAACGACUCAUACUCCGGAUGGAUUCGAAUGGACGUGUUUGGAAAACCCAAACAAAAUGACGCGUAAUUUAAUGUGGGACAUUAUUGCAAUACAUGUAUUUUGUCAAACUUAUUCAACAUGGUUCAACAUGGCUAAUACCUCGGUUGCUUCUAUGUUUGCUGCUUAUUUUUUGGCCAAUAUGCUCGUCGAAAGAAUACCUAAUAAACUGGCACAAAUAUUUUUUGGUACUUUCUCGCACAUGUUUAGAAAAGGAUAUUUUCGAAAAAAAAUCUCGACCUUUUGUUUGGUAAUCUCACAUCAAUAUGCAACUUGUUGAAAGUUGCUCGUAAUUAAAAAGUUACAUAGUCUUAAAUUUUGAGGUAGUUAGAGUUACUGUGAGUUUUUAUUGAAUUUUGUACUUUCUAUUACCGAUUCUCCAUUUAUUUUACCAUAGAAAUUUAUAAAAUCUUGUGAGCGAACUAGAGCUAUCGGAAAAGCCCAGAUUUGGCAUAUUGUUUGUGGAGCUAAUAACCAUUUGAUCUGGCCAUUUGAGUGUUCCGAAAAUUGGAAUAAUUGUACCCCAUUAAGUCGUUCGGCAUAAGACCAUUUGACAUAAUGAACGUUUGGCAUAAUACUCAUUUAGUGUAGUUGCUGAAAGAGAAUGCGAACAGAGGUUCUCAUUUGCUUAUUGGACCAUUUCAAUAACUGCGAGAUCGUUAGUGAAAAUCUGUCGCUUGCAAUUGGGAUUAUCUCCGGAAAGUUUUUUUUUGUUGAAAUUUCAACAGAGAAACCCUAAUAAAAAAUUAUACACGAACUUUAACCCAUAUAAUCCAAGGCUAAGACAAGACGUGACAAUAAAGGGGGCCGAUUUUACGUCAGAACGGUCCAGCUUCUGAUUGGUUGAUUCUGACUUUUUUCACCGUACGCAAUGUUACUACAGGGAUAGCGAAAUGAUGUUUGGCAGAGUUGCUAUAUUUAUAGGAAAGAUUGUCAUUACUUUUGACAAAUAAAAUUAUUACCGUUAAAAAAGUAAAAAUGAUUAAAUUGGACAGAAAUUGCGCGGCAAAGUGAAACAAGUAUUUAUCAUGCAUUUACCGUAUACGUGGUUGAUUAACUUUUACAAAAAUAAGACAGAAACCACAUCAUAAUCUAAA
This is a messenger RNA of Topomyia yanbarensis, 3924 nucleotides long. Its product is annotated as gastrula zinc finger protein XlCGF8.2DB-like. The transcript has 4 exons. Gene Ontology annotation, cellular component: nucleus. Gene Ontology annotation, molecular function: RNA polymerase II cis-regulatory region sequence-specific DNA binding; DNA-binding transcription factor activity, RNA polymerase II-specific. Gene Ontology annotation, biological process: regulation of transcription by RNA polymerase II. Bases 215 to 1444 code for a protein of 409 amino acids. The record is from RefSeq and is a predicted model, not a curated record. NCBI's taxonomy places the organism in Eukaryota, Metazoa, Arthropoda, Insecta, Diptera, Culicidae.